Messenger RNA from Acanthopagrus latus (yellowfin seabream), 3794 nucleotides. RefSeq names its product polycystic kidney disease 2 (gene pkd2). Gene Ontology annotation, cellular component: membrane. NCBI's taxonomy places the organism in Eukaryota, Metazoa, Chordata, Actinopteri, Spariformes, Sparidae. The coding region runs from base 856 to 3567 and encodes 903 amino acids. Gene Ontology annotation, biological process: detection of mechanical stimulus; release of sequestered calcium ion into cytosol; potassium ion transmembrane transport. Gene Ontology annotation, molecular function: muscle alpha-actinin binding; signaling receptor binding; voltage-gated calcium channel activity. The transcript is spliced from 15 exons. The record is from RefSeq and is a predicted model, not a curated record.
CGCUGACCCAAACAUUCAGACAUUAUGUAAUGCUUACAAGUACUCGUCUGAAUAAAUACUGUAUUAAACUUUUUUUCUUUUUUUAACAAAUCAAAGGUUAAUUGGCCGUUAUAAAGUUUUCAAAAAGCUUAAAUUUUCCCUUUCUUUAUUUACGAAUUAACAGAAACGAUCCCACACCAACCAGCGCAAUCUUCAGAAGCUGUGAAGUCAAACCUAUAGUUUAAGAAGUCAUUUCAGAAAAAAGUUGCCUCAGUGGACAAAAUCGGUAAAGGAAAAACAUUUUCUCCACAUUAAGUGUUUCCAUCCUUCACUGCGACGCCAUGACUUCUGGUGUAAUCUGAGUCCCGGACAGAUGUGAAUGGUAGGUUUUUUGGGGGGGGAACAGUUGCGAGAACAAGAUGGCUGUCCUGGGGCAAGAAGAGUAUUCUUCUCGCUUCACAUAAACACGGAAUUUUUAAUCGUCAAUUAACGAAGACAGCUGCUUUGGUAAAUGACCCCAAUAGAUUAUUGUGCAACAACUUUAAACGCUUUUAAAGGCAUCGCUUUGUAACGACGGACAUCUUUUUGAGGCGGACUUGAAGAUCGCUUGAUGUUUUCUGAAGGAAACUUUUCUGGGAAGAGUGAACUAACGGUGGCUGAGAGGAGCAGGGUAACGCUUUUAACGGCUCAAAUGCGACGUCUAUAUACAGUUUAACGUAUUCUACAGUGGUGUAUUAGUUUCAGUUAGUUAGCUGACUAACUUUCCCAACCUGCUUUGUUUUGUAAGGCGCCUAACACUAGAGUAUCUCCGUUAUAAGUAACUUUUUUUCAGAUGCCUCGCUCCAGAUAAAAUAUAGCUGGCUUACUAACUGGACCAUGAGUUCAUCCCGAGUCAGACCGCAGCAGCUACCGCCGAGCCAAGCUGGCAGGCUGCCGCACAGACUGGACUCAAGCGAAGGGAUAGAGAUGGAGAACAUCCAGCACCAGGACCUGGGUCUCGGGGGAGUCAUAGGCACCCCGUCCCCUCCGUCCAGACAGGCGUGGAGUCGGGAUAACCCGGGGUUCGAGCCCGAGGACGAGAUCAUGGAAGCCGACUGGCCUCCAGCGAGUCCCGGGAGGAGGUCGGUGUCCACGGCCUCCAGCAGCAGCUGCAGCAGCGGCCUGGGCAGCUACACCGGCGGGGGCAGCAGCACCCACAUCCCCCGAGGAGGACUGUACCCGACCCCGACUGUGGAUGCCCAGCAGCAGGACAGGCAUGAGCACCGCAGCUGUCUGAAGCAGAUCCUCCAGAAGAUCAGAAUUCUGUGGGGCACAGAGCUGAUGGAGGACAGCGACAGCAGUCGAGAGAGGUACCUCAGGAACGUACUGCGAGAGAUGCUCACCUAUAUCGCAUUCCUCAUCACCCUUUGUAUCUUGACCUAUGGGAUGGUGAGUGCCAAUAUGUACUACUAUACCAAAGUCAUGUCUCAGCUUUUCCUGGACACACCGCUGUCUGCAGGGGACCCGUCAACUUUCAGAAGCCUCUCAACCAUGGAGGAUUUCUGGAGGUUCACAGAGGGACCUUUCCUCAAUGGGAUGUACUGGGAGGUGUGGUACAACAACAAGAGCCUGCCAGAGAAUCAGAGUCUCAUUUACUACGAGAACAUCCUCCUUGGAGUGCCCCGGCUCCGACAGGUCAAAGUCCGCAACGAGUCCUGUUCCGUCCACGAAGAUCUGAGAGACGAGGUCCAGGACUGCUACAACAUAUACACCCCAGCCAACGAGGACACUGCCCCCUUUGGCCCCAAGAAUGGAACUGCGUGGGUGUAUGCAACAGAGAGCGAGAUGAACGGGACCAGUUAUUGGGGUCAGGUGUCUAAAUAUGGAGGUGGAGGAUACUACCAAGACCUGUCUCGUACAAAGGAAGGGUCGGCGAUCCAACUGCAGUCCCUCAAAGACCACCUGUGGCUGGACAGAGGCACCAGAGCUGUGUUCCUCGACUUCUCCGUCUACAACGGGAACAUCAACCUCUUCUGCAUCACCAGGUUGUUGGUGGAGUUCCCUGCUACCGGUGGGGCAGUGACCUCCUGGCAGUUUCAGACAGUGCGCCUCAUACGGUAUGUGUCCAGCUGGGACUACUUUGUGGGUCUGUGUGAGGUGGCAUUCUGCCUCUUCAUCCUGUACUACGUGGUGGAGGAGGUGCUGGAGAUCCGCAUCCACCGGCUGCAUUACUUCAAGUGCCUGUGGAACUGUCUGGAUAUUCUCAUACUUGUGCUGAGUGUUGUUGCUAUUAUCAUGAACGUAACCAGAACAGCCAUUGUUGGAAAUCUGCUCAAAGGCCUAUUGGAGAACCACAAUGCUCACCCUAGCUUCGAGUUUUUGGCCAACCUGCAGGUCCAGUUCAACAACGUGGCCGCGAUCAUCAUCUUUUUUUCCUGGGUCAAGCUUUUCAAGUUCAUCAACUUCAAUAAGACCAUGAGUCAGCUCUCCAGCACUAUGUCUCGCUGUGCCAAGGACCUUGUGGGUUUUGCCAUCAUGUUUUUCAUCAUCUUCCUGGCUUACGCACAGCUAGCCUAUUUGGUGUUUGGAACCCAGGUCAACGAUUUCAGCACUUUCCAGGCCAGCAUUUUCACGCAGUUCCGUAUCAUUCUGGGAGACUUUGAGUUCUCAGAAAUAGAGGAGGCGAAUCCCGUGCUCGGACCCGUCUACUUUACAACCUUUGUCUUCUUCAUUUUCUUUAUCCUCAUGAACAUGUUCCUGGCCAUCAUCAAUGACACAUACUCUGAGGUGAAGGCUGACAUGUCCCAGCAGAGGUCUGAGAUGGAAAUGACUGAUCUCAUUAAGAAGGGUUGUAACAAAGCCUUGAUGAAGUUGAGACUGAAGAAGACGGCAGUAGACGACAUCUCCGACAGUCUGCGUCAGGCCGGCGGCAAACUGAACUUUGACGAACUCCGCCAGGAUCUGAAAGGAAAGGGCCACACAGAUGCUGAGAUUCAGGCCAUCUUUGCGAAGUACGAUCAGGAUGGUGAUCCGGAUCUGACGGAGCAUGAACACCAGCAAAUGAGAGACGACCUGGAGAAAGAGAGAGAGGACUUGGAUCUGGAACGCAAUUCGCUGACUAGACCCAACAGUGGGCGGAGCUUCCCGCGCACCCAGGACGACUCGGAGGAAGACGAUGACGAGGACAGUGGCCACAGCUCUCGACGUCGCGGCAGCAGCUCAGGGGGCGUCUCCUACGAAGAGUUUCAAGUGCUGGUGAGACGUGUGGACAGGAUGGAGCACUCUAUCGGCAGCAUAGUGUCCAAGAUCGACGCCGUGAUCGUGAAGCUGGAAGGCAUGGAGAGGGCCAAACUGAAGAGGAGAGACGUGCUGGGCCGGCUGCUGGAUGGAGUCAUGGAGGAUGAGCGUCUGGGACGGGACACAGACGCCCACAGGGAGCAGAUGGAGAGGCUGGUGAGGGAGGAACUGGAGCGCUGGGAGUCCGACGAUAUGGUCUCGCAGGUCAGCCACCCACAGCCGGCCACUCCUGUCGGCCCCCGGCCCCGUCCAUCCUCUUCCAUGUCCGCCGACGGCCUCGACACAAGCACAAACGGGGGCAGCCAUGUGUGAGGACUUGGCCCGGUGAAGAAUAUUCCACUCUGGCAAGAAAAACUCUGUACUUAAGAUUUCCCGGCAGCGGUACGAGUAAAAGAAGAGGUGGGACCGUUUUUGCAGAACAAAAAUGAGACGUCUUAUUGAAGCUAUUAAUGAGGCAUUACAAAGGAGGUGACCGAAUCAGACCCACUCCACCUUAAAUAAAUGCACUGACAGUGAGUGAGGCUUUUGAGAGAGACGUC